Messenger RNA from Sturnus vulgaris (Common starling), 991 nucleotides. It is a transcript of the gene STMN2, whose product is annotated as stathmin 2. Gene Ontology annotation, biological process: microtubule depolymerization; regulation of microtubule polymerization or depolymerization; neuron projection development. Gene Ontology annotation, molecular function: tubulin binding. Gene Ontology annotation, cellular component: growth cone; cytoplasm; neuron projection. The record is from RefSeq and is a predicted model, not a curated record. NCBI's taxonomy places the organism in Eukaryota, Metazoa, Chordata, Aves, Passeriformes, Sturnidae.
UCUGGCACUUUGUACUCCAGCACCAUUGGUGGAUCAAUAUUUAAUGCCCGGAGAUUCUGGCUCUGCAGGAGUCAUGUCAGGGGACCUCUCGAGCCAAUCUGCUUGGGUAGAGGAGUGAUAAUUAUUCAUGGGCUCCUGCCUCUUGCUCCUUCUCUUGCACAGCCCCACUCUGCUGACUCAGUGCCUUAUUCAGUCUUCUCUCCCUCUCUCCACUGCUGUAGCUGGACCCUUUUGCCUUCAGCGCCUCUGAGAGCUGCACAUCCCAGCAUGGCUAAAACAGCAAUGGCUUACAAGGAAAAGAUGAAGGAGCUGUCCAUGCUCUCGCUGAUCUGCUCCUGUUUUUACCCGGAACCUCGCAACAUGAACAUCUAUAAAUAUGAUGACAUGGAAGUGAAACAAAUCAACAAACGUGCCUCAGGCCAGGCAUUUGAACUGAUCCUAAAGCCGCCAUCUCCAGUCUCAGAAGCACCACGAACUUUAGCUUCUCCAAAGAAGAAAGAACUCUCUCUUGAGGAGAUCCAGAAAAAGCUGGAGGCUGCAGAGGAGAGGAGAAAGUCCCAGGAGGCCCAGGUGCUGAAACAUCUGGCAGAGAAGAGAGAACAUGAGCGAGAAGUGCUUCAAAAAGCUUUGGAGGAGAACAAUAACUUCAGCAAAAUGGCAGAGGAAAAGCUGAUACUGAAAAUGGAACAGAUCAAAGAAAACCGUGAAGCUAAUUUAGCUGCUCUUAUUGAACGCCUCCAAGAGAAGGAGAGGCAUGCUGCAGAGGUCCGUAGAAACAAGGAGCUCCAGGUGGAACUGUCUGGCUGAAAACAGCAAUGGUGGAUGUGACCCAUCCCCACCAUUAGUAAACUCCCCCUGCCUAUAUUAUUAUGGAUCAUGCGAUAUAAGUAUGGGAAAUGUAUGACGUGGUUUAAAAAAAAAAAAGGUAAAAAUCAAGAACUCAAUAAAAAACUUUAAAAAAAGAAACAAAAAAAAUAAAAACAAUGCGGUC